Molecule: messenger RNA, 2816 nt
Organism: Pseudocercospora fijiensis CIRAD86
Lineage: Eukaryota; Fungi; Ascomycota; Dothideomycetes; Mycosphaerellales; Mycosphaerellaceae
Exons: 1
Coding region: 329-2707 (792 amino acids)
Biological process (GO): cytoskeleton-dependent cytokinesis
Cellular component (GO): septin complex; septin ring; cell division site
Molecular function (GO): molecular adaptor activity; GTP binding; GTPase activity
Source: RefSeq, a predicted model, not a curated record
CCUCAAAGAGCGAAUACCCAUCAUCUGCAAGAACAGCACGCCCCCUACCAAAUAUCGAUCGUCCUCCAACCCUCGCACGCCACCAACAGCUCAUCUUUGCAUGGCGGAUUUGACAGACAUCUGUGCACAAAUGCGGCUCUGAUAACGCAUGCCAAAGCCGAGGACAGCGUCAGGUCGAGCUGCAUCAAUCAAGUGAAAGAGUAGCAAGUGUAGUGGCAACAGAGGCGGAAGUCUACGUAUUGACGGACGUAAAUCCAUUCUAGUUGCAACCUCUGCAUGACGCCUGUGUGACAACCUGCGAUCAAAGCGGUGACGCUUGGGUGAGGCGAUGAGUUCCACUGCGAGCCCAACACUGCAGGAAAGGAAGGGUGCGAACGUACCUCCGGCGCGAGCGAUACAGUCUGUCCCUACCACCUUCUUCUUGAGAACGGAGAGGGAGAUAGAACAGAAAUCACAGAGAGGACGAAGGACGUCACGGAGCUCUAGUGAACAAGCGGUCGACGCGAGCACGAUGGCGGAAGAUAGCACUUUUGGAGUUGAGAGCCUGGAAAAGACGAUUGCCUCUAUUUUUGCUUCGGAUGCGACUCUGUCGAGGACAUCCAGCAAUAGCAGCAGCCACGCCGUAGAUGCCCAGCUGGACACAGGCAAAAGACGCAAGAAUGGAAGGCGCGUACACCCAAGCAUAAUUGCAACUGGGCAUCGAAUUCUCUCGUCAGAUCGGGGUUCGUCGCUCGCAUCACCGCUUCAAGCUGGCUCGCCACCGCGAGACCAAUCCGCACGGAGAACAUCAGGCACUUCGCUUGCCAGCAUGAGCCAGCCUUUGACGCCGCUUAGGCUCAGCCCUCGACCGGAAUCUACCUUACCGAGCGAGACUCGUUCCGGCUCGCCAAAAUCUUUGCGACUUAGCGACGAGGAAAGCAGCAUAGCAGAUGAAGGUCAUAGUCAAGCUGUUCUUUCCUCUAGUGGUGACGACGAAGAGUACAAUCUGCGCGUGCAAAACAUGCCCCAGUUGGUUAUGCCUAGCCUCGCUAUGCCCAUAAGAAGGCCGUUCACGGAACUCGGUCGCAGGAUGGGUAGGGCGAGGAUACUCGUUGUAGGCCCCAAGCAAGUGGGCAAGUCUUCCUUCAUCCAGAGUCUCUUUCGAACAUGCGAACACAUCGUACACAUCGACCAGCUCUCACCGAGCAUACCCAGUCAAUCGUCAUUCGCUUCCGAAAUCUCCCAUUAUGUUCCAACCACAGCAUACAUGGAGAUCCAAGCUUCAACAAGGCCAUACCCGACAUGGUGGACAGAUGUUGAGACCAGGCGCUUGCUGCUCCGAAGAGGCAGUGUCGGCGAUGGUGUCCUUGACCGAAAUUUGACGUUCAUAGACACGCCUGGUAUCGAAGAUGACUCGCAAGUACAAUCGAUACGCAACCAGGUCACAGCCUCACUCGGUCGAACAUUACGAAUGGAGUGCAUGAGUGAUGUCGAACUUGUGAACCUACUUAGCGGUGAUGGAGGUGCGCAAAUUGACGCGGCUAUAUAUGUCUUUGCUCCCAACUUGGCUCAAGAGUCCAGCUCAUCGCCUUCGGGAUUGACUGCUGCACACCAGGAACUUUUGCAAUUCCUUUCGAGAACUACAAAUCUCAUACCGGUGAUCGGCCGGGCGGAUGCAGUAUCGCCAGACGCGCUACAUGCUCGAAAGAACCAGCUCCGCGAUGAGCUCGAGAAGAUGAACAUUGAGACAUACUCCCUGAAGGAUCUUAAGGGCAACAAUAUUGUGGGACCUUUCACGAUUUCAUCAGCUUCGGAGGAUGACGCAGACGAGGUUGAUGCCAGCGUUCUAAUGUCCUCGCAGUAUAUGAAACCCCUUGCCCCAAGCGAUCUUGCACAAUUCGCAGACAUGUUGUUCUCGCCGGAGAAUAUGGCCAGAAUGCGACACGUAUCAGCAACAAAGUUCUUGCUCUGGAGACAGCGAAAUCUUGGUCAGCACGUUGGCAUGGAGAAUCAGGUUGCUUUGCAGUCUUCAUCCAUUGGCCACCAUAGUCGAGCUGCAAGUACUGGUAGCCUGCUGGAGGAAACAAGUAAGGCGCUUGUGCCACACUCGACUUCCAGCUGCUACUGCUCGGCUUCCCCAGCACUCUCGGAAAUGUCGGCGCUGUCUGACCAUGUGCACGACACUUCUUCUCUCGCUCUGGCCAAGUACAACGAGCAAGCGAAGACUACUGUGCCUUUCCGCCAAAUUCGCCUAGCGAAAUGGGCUCAGGAUCUUCAACGCAGCCUCGAUAACGAACGUCGGAAGUACCAUGACUUUUACUCUACUCAGCAGGCAGAUUGGGCGUCUGGUGAUCAAGAAAAGAACCAACAGGCGCUAGUAGCAUUGAACAGUCCAGGGCAAGGUCGUCUUGGCGGCGACCUUGGAAUCAUCGAUCCUCGAGACCCGCUUGGCGUUCUAGCUUUUGGUCAGGCGUGUAGCCGUCAAGGCUUUGUGGUUCUCCAAGUUGCAGCCAGCUGCGGAUUGCUCGGUGCUUUGUUGUACUGGGCUGCAAAGAACUGGCACGACAUCCAACACUUCCUCGGACUGAGCAUGUCACCGCAGACCGUAAUAUCUGCCACAGCAGUACCACCCCCGUGUUCAACAGAUCCACAACCAAUUCUGAGUGGCUGGUUCAAAGAUUCGAAGAUUCGAGGCUUCUUUGAUUGGAGCAGCUGGCAUCAGCACUGAGAUGUGAGCCUAACACAUUUUCAUCCGUUCGCGAACCAUUGAUGCAUUAUUGAGAUACCACGACGCAUGUACGCAGUAGCAAAGAUCUUGCCUAAUUUGCAAUUCAUUG